AUGGAUCCAUUUGUGGUGCUGGUGCUCUGUCUCUCCUGUUUGCUUCUCCUUUCAGUCUGGAGACAGAGUUCUGCAAGAGGGAAGCUCCCACCGGGCCCCACUCCUCUCCCAAUUAUUGGAAAUAUCCUACAGAUAAAUGUUAAGAACAUCAGCAAAUCAUUAAGCAAUUUCUCAAAAGUCCAUGGCCCUGUGUUCACUCUUUAUUUUGGCAUGAAGCCCACGGUCGUGUUGCAUGGAUAUGAAGCAGUGAAGGAAGCCCUGAUCGAUAUGGGAGAGGAGUUUUCUGGAAGAGGCAGUCACCCAGUGAUGGACAGAGUUAGUAAAGGACAUGGAAUCAUUUUUAGCAAUGGAAAGAGAUGGAAAGAGACCCGGCGUUUCUCGCUCAAGACCCUGCGGAAUUUGGGGAUGGGAAAGAGGACUAUUGAGGACCGUGUUCAAGAGGAAGCCCGCUGCCUUGUGGAGGAGCUGAGAAAAACCAACGCCUCACCCUGUGAUCCCACUUUUUUCUUGUGCUGUGCUACCUGCAAUGUGAUCUGCUCCAUUAUGUUCCAGAAUCGUUUUGAUUAUAAAGAUCAGAAUUUUCUAAACUUGAUGGAAAAAAACAGUGAAAACAACAACUAUCUGAGCUCUCCAUGGAUGCAAAUCUGCAGUAAUUUCCCUUUUCUCAUUAAUUAUUUACCGGGGAUUAUGAAAAAAUUCUUUAAAAAUACGGCGUAUGUGAAAAAUUAUAUUUCGGAGAAAGUAAAAGAACACCAAGAAUCACUAGAUAUUCACAAUCCUCGGGACUUUGUUGAUUAUUUCCUGAUCAAAAUGGAGCAGGAAAAGCACAAACAGCAGUUGGAGUUUACCUUUGAACACAUGGUCAUUACUGCCCUUGAUUUGUUUGGAGCUGGCACAGAGACCACAAGCACCACCCUGAGAUAUGGACUCCUGCUCCUGCUGAAGCACCCAGAGGUCACAGAAAAAUCCUGGAGGAUGUGCUCCAUCCAAAUGUCUGAAACCAAGUCAGAUGAAGUCAUGGGCUCCAGGAAUCAGGAGGCCUCAUGUAGGAGAAUGAGACUGUCAGGGAGGCUGCUGGUCACCAGGCCUAGAAAACACCCCUUCAGAAAGGACCAGGUGGACAAUGCAG
This is a messenger RNA of Galeopterus variegatus (Sunda flying lemur), 1129 nucleotides long. Its product is annotated as cytochrome P450 2C19-like. Gene Ontology annotation, molecular function: oxidoreductase activity, acting on paired donors, with incorporation or reduction of molecular oxygen, reduced flavin or flavoprotein as one donor, and incorporation of one atom of oxygen; iron ion binding; heme binding. The record is from RefSeq and is a predicted model, not a curated record. Lineage: Eukaryota; Metazoa; Chordata; Mammalia; Dermoptera; Cynocephalidae. The transcript has 7 exons. The annotation marks the transcript as partial. Gene Ontology annotation, cellular component: cytoplasm; intracellular membrane-bounded organelle. Gene Ontology annotation, biological process: xenobiotic metabolic process.